Messenger RNA from Protopolystoma xenopodis, 414 nucleotides. The record is from the annotation of a GenBank genome assembly. NCBI's taxonomy places the organism in Eukaryota, Metazoa, Platyhelminthes, Monogenea, Polystomatidea, Polystomatidae.
UUGUUUGGUGAAGUAAUAACUCCAUUAUUUUACUUUUUUACUCUAGGUGCUCGACAGGAGAGCUACUGCAGUCUUCCUAUAAUAGACUCACAGGCUUGGCCUUUAUCGGAUGUGCCCAUCGGGUCAGAAACUUGUGAAGAAUUCGGGGUUGCUGGCAGUGAGGAAAAAAAUCAAAAUCGAGGUGUACACAAUGGAGGUGAACAGUUGGCUCCCAAAAUAGGGAUAAAUUUAGUUAUAGAUCCAGAUCAUCCGACCACUAUUAUGUCUCAAGAAGCUCAGCUGAAGUCUUUUUCCUCGGUUGGACCUCUACAAUCAAACUUUGCUGUAUCUCAGCAACCUUAUGAAAUUGAACGUCAAGUUUCUAACAGGCCGGUAGUCACAAUUGCCGAUCACUCAAUUAAACUAGUAAGUUAG